GUGCUGCUCUGUGCUUUAAAUAUGUACAGGGGUGAAAUUUUUGCCUAUCCCCUGUACCUUCAAGAAAAGCUGGCCAGUAGGCAAGUCACUUUUUUUUGUAUGGAUGUGACCUGCAAAUAUUGGCCCUACCUGCAAAGAGUUGCAAAAAGCUGCCCAGAGCUCCAGCACCUCCUGAACAUGAGGCCAUUCCUUUCGGUAUUUCAUGCCAAAGCACAUGAUUUUAAAUGCGAGGUGAAAUGGAGUGGGGCGUAUCAGGAUGGGGCUGGACUAACACUAGGGGAGGAGGUGGAACAGUGCAAUGCCUUCCUCUCUAGGAUUGCAGUGACGACAAAACAUAUGUCAAAAGCAGGACGCACAGACAUGCUGACUCUCAUGGCCAUGCGCUGGAAUCAGCAAAAGUUCAGAAAUUUGGCAGUUUCACUGUCUCGCCGAUAUCAGAAGACCAGAAAAGCUCUGCAAAGCCAGUUACGAAACCUAGAGUCCAUGAAAGCCCAAUUGGCAGUGACAGAGAGCCAAUUGGAAGACUGGGUCAGUGAUGUAAAGGAGUGGGCAGAUGCAACAGUAACAACCACAAAUGAUGCUGAUGGCUUGGCCAGCAGAAUUGAGGUCCUGGUAGCGAGUAUCAAGAGACGUUCCCAGCGUCUCUAUAAAGAUACCGAUGGGAACAAAGGUCGUGCCAGAAUCCGCCGCAAGAUCAGGGAGGAGAAGGGGAUCCUGACAUCUGUUGUGGAGAAAUACAACAGAAUGGUUCCGAGCACAGAAAGUCUUUGCAUGGAAACCAUUCUGUCUGGUGAAACAGCUUGGCCAUGGCAGCUACCACACAAUGACUCUGUCGAUCUAAGGACAAAAAGAAGAGCGUUUGACAUCAUCAUGUCAGUAAGAAGACUUGAGGAAGAGCUGAAGAUUCUUGUGGCAGAGAUGGACCACCACUGGAAAUCUCUUUCAACUCGUGCUGAUAACCUCAGAGAGCUGUCCCGCAUGUUUGCCAGUGAGACAAUGAGAAAUUCACCAUGUGGCCUAAGUGAAGAGGGUUUGAAAGGUCUGCAGAGCAUCAUCCUCAGAAAGCAACAUAAAGUCAGAGAAAUGAAGGUGCAAGCAAGAGACUGUUACCUGCAAGUUUUGUCUGGAGAAGGCAACAUCAACUUUUUGUACAGUGCUUCAGCUGAUGAGUACGACAGUGACUGUGAAAUGUCUGAUGACGGACUGUAAUCCACAAGACUGUGACACCUUUCAUCAUUCUGGACAAUGACCUUAACUCUGGAUAUUAAGAAUGUAAUAAAAUCUGCUUUUCAUCACCUUUAUAAAUGGAACCAAAAGUGUUGCCUCUUCUUUCACUUACAUAGAAAUGUGUGCUUGCAUGCCUAUAGAACCAGUCUGUGGUGGAAAUUAAGUGCAUUAAUUAAAGAGAUUUGAGGUAUGAGUUGUUUCUUCUCAUCCAACUUUUUACUUAUACAUUUUACUUAUAAAUUCUGAGAGAAAAAAAAUGCAUUUGACAGCACAUGGAGAGCUUAUAAAAUGACAUUUUGUUGCAAAAGAAACUUCUCAACAGUACAAUUAGUUGAUUGGCAGAAAAUUAAUUUUAAUAAUUUUCAUGCAAAAACAUUUAAUGGUUCCAGCAUGUAUUUUUUAUUUGAGGUUUGAACUGUUCACAGCUUUUAUCAAUGUAUCUUUUUGGGUUGUGUGUAAUUGUGUCUGAUUUUCUCAUUUUCAUACUUUAUCACAAACCAAACUCUUCAUUUGUCGAGAAAUAAAUAGCAGAUUAAUUUAUUAUGAAAAUAAUCUUUAGUCUAGGUUGUGUACAAAAUAAUUAAUAAUCUUGCAUGAGUAAUAAUAAUUUAAGGUUAUGAUUCACAGGGGAAAAUGAAAUGUUAGAACUUCAGCUCGUGGCUGUGAAAGUGUAGUUUACUUUAACGGUAAGGUGUUACAUAACAACUGAAACCUUUUUAGAGACAUAAAAAGCAAAUUAUGAGGAAGAAAACCAUUAUGAUAAGGAGGAAUCAUUAUUUCCCAGUAUAAUAUUACAUCCGCUUAUGUGUCAUCUAAUAAAAGUAUUGGAGUCAACUGAUUUGAUUCUGUGGUGCUCAAAACAUUUCACCACUUGUGUAGCUUCAUCAGCUGUGACCUGAUAAACAGCAUGAUGAUAGCAAUUUUGAAGUCCCUUUUUAUUUCUAUUGAAUCCAGUUUGUCUUUAUGCUAUUUUAUAGUCUACAAUAAAAUGUUUUACAUGGUGUAUUGUAUAAUAAAUUGUUAAUUGUUUUGAAAAUAAAAAUGCACUAUACCAUCAUAUGAGU
Megalobrama amblycephala (Wuchang bream) is the source of this 2291-nucleotide messenger RNA. RefSeq lists its product as uncharacterized. The coding region runs from base 22 to 1209 and encodes 395 amino acids. NCBI's taxonomy places the organism in Eukaryota, Metazoa, Chordata, Actinopteri, Cypriniformes, Xenocyprididae. The record is from RefSeq and is a predicted model, not a curated record. The transcript is spliced from 7 exons.